This is a messenger RNA of Cladophialophora psammophila CBS 110553, 939 nucleotides long. RefSeq lists its product as uncharacterized. NCBI's taxonomy places the organism in Eukaryota, Fungi, Ascomycota, Eurotiomycetes, Chaetothyriales, Herpotrichiellaceae. The coding region runs from base 1 to 939 and encodes 312 amino acids. Gene Ontology annotation, molecular function: methyltransferase activity. The transcript has 3 exons. The record is from RefSeq and is a predicted model, not a curated record.
AUGUCCGGUGGUGAGGCCGCGCGGGUUGCCUUAGAUGAGGAUGAAGGAAUCUCCGAGUUGGACGACGGCGAGACAACCGCGUCAGUUCGUUCCAGCAUCUUACAAAAUCGAGAGCAGUACGGGAGACGAUACCAUGCCUACAAGGAUGGAACGUACCAUCGGCCAAACGACGAGGCCGAGCUGGACCGUCUCGAUAUAGCCCAUGCCCUCUUUGCAAUCAUCAACGAGGACCGACUCCAUCUUGCACCGCUCAAGCCCGAGCCUGGCCGUGUGCUCGACCUCGGCGCCGGCACCGGGGCCUGGGCCAUCGAGUUCGCAGAGGCCUAUCCCUCGGCCGUGGUGGUUGGCGUCGAUAUCAGUCCCACCAUGUCCGAGUUCGUGCCGCCGAAUGUGCAGUUCGAGAUUGACGACGUCGAGGACCAGUGGACGUACAGUAAGCAGGCAGACUACAUCCACUGCCGAUACAUGGUCGGGUCGAUCUCGGACUGGCCAAAGCUAAUGCGCCAAUGCUACGACAAUCUUAACCCGGGUGGCUGGGUCGAGUUCCAGGAUUUUGACAUCAACUACUAUUCCCAAGACGGGUCGUUGACGGAGAAGCAUGCUUUCCGACGCUGGCUCGUGCUCUGCAUGGAGGCAGCCGGGAAAGUUGGACGCACAUUGCGCGUGGGCAUGCAUCUCGAGCAGUGGGUGAGAGAUGCGGGCUUCACUAACGUCCAGGUUUUCAAGGUCCCCGUACCUAUUGGUCCUUGGGCCAAAGGCCAGAGAAUGAAGAGGAUGGGCCUGUUCAAUUGGACUCAGAUCUUUGAAGGCCUACAAGCCGUCAGCCUGAGACUGUUCUUGAACGUGCUCGGAUGGACUCAACCUGAGCUGGAAUCGCUCUUGGUGGAAGUCCGGAAAGAUAUGAAGAACAAGGAGAUUCAUUCGCUGUACGACGUGUAA